Molecule: messenger RNA, 842 nt
Organism: Corvus hawaiiensis (hawaiian crow)
Lineage: Eukaryota; Metazoa; Chordata; Aves; Passeriformes; Corvidae
Gene: SEC11A
Product: SEC11 homolog A, signal peptidase complex subunit
Exons: 6
Coding region: 63-605 (180 amino acids)
Cellular component (GO): membrane; signal peptidase complex
Molecular function (GO): serine-type endopeptidase activity
Source: RefSeq, a predicted model, not a curated record
GGUGACGUGUCCGCGCGGGCGGAAGCGGAAUCGGGGCCGUGCGAGCGGCGGCGGCGGCGGCGAUGAUGCUGUCGCUGGACUUUCUGGACGAUGUGCGGCGUAUGAACAAGCGGCAGCUGUACUACCAGGUGUUGAACUUCGGCAUGAUCGUGUCCUCCGCCCUCAUGAUCUGGAAGGGGCUCAUGGUGGUGACGGGCAGCGAGAGCCCUAUCGUGGUGGUGCUGAGUGGGAGUAUGGAGCCUGCUUUCCACAGAGGAGAUCUCCUGUUCCUCACGAACCGAAUUGAAGAUCCAAUCAGAGUGGGAGAAAUAGUCGUCUUUAGGAUAGAAGGAAGGGAAAUUCCUAUAGUCCAUCGCGUCCUGAAAAUCCAUGAGAAGCAAAACGGAGACAUCAAAUUUCUGACAAAGGGAGACAACAAUGCUGUAGAUGACAGAGGGCUCUACAAACAGGGGCAGCACUGGCUGGAGAAGAAGGACGUAGUAGGACGAGCGAGAGGAUUUGUGCCCUAUAUUGGAAUAGUGACUAUCUUAAUGAACGAUUAUCCAAAAUUUAAGUAUGCAGUCCUCUUUUUGCUGGGUUUAUUUGUGCUGGUCCAUCGAGAGUAGUCCCUUGCACUGAACUACGAGGUGAAGGUGCCAUGGAUUUUUCUAGACGAACGUUUUAAGUAGCUGAUGGUCUGAUGUGCCAGGAGAAAGAAGAAAACAUGCAUUUCAAAGCUUCUUGCCAGUUUGGGUUUGUUUUGGUUUUUACUGCGUAAGGGCGAAUGUUUGUCACAGUAUUUCCAAUGGUUUGUCAUAUUUUAGCCUUUUUAGUGAAUUUUUAUAUUAAAAGUUUGAGCCAAA